AUGGCCAGCAACUACCCCCAGCCGUUCUACGGCUUUCCACACGGCUUUCCCCCGCCGCAGCUGCAUCCCCCCCAGGGCGCGCAGCCCGAAGAGCAAAGCGGCGCUCCUCCGCUCCAGCAACUGCCAGGCAUCAACCUCACUUCGUAUGCGCACAACAGCCCGCAACCUCCGUUUCCAGCGCCUACCUGGCCACCGCACCUCCCUCCCGACCCCAAUAUCUGGGCUCUCUUCCAGAACGGCGCCUUCCCUCCGCCUAACCUGCCUCCGCCGCCCUUUCCCGCCAUGGGAUUUCCUCCGCCGGCGCUUCCUCCGGCUCCUCAGACUCCCCAGGCUCCCCAGACUCCAAUUAUGCCUGCCCAUUUCCCGCCGCCCUUUCCCCAUCGGCCUGCGCAGGCUUCUGCUCCUCCACCAGCCCCAGCCCCGGCACCCGCUCCUGCACCCGCUCCUGCACCCGCUCCUGCCAACGAACGCAUACAGCGCAUCAUGCACAGUGGUCGCGAGGACGGUGAACUGAGCGACGGCGACGGCGGACGACACCCUCCUCUGCCAGUCAAGGUCAACGGCGGCCCCCCUCCCACUUCGUCCGUACAGCACAAUGGACAUGGCAACAAUGCCACAACACAGAAGCAGGAAAGCCAUCCCACAUUCCUGGACAAACUACAUCAAGACCGCGAGUCGGCAAGGCAAUUCAUCAAGCUGCUUCAUAGCCACAACAUUCCAUACCGUACUCUGGCCGACGAGAAGCUCGAUGCCGAACUGCUGAGAGGUCUGUACCAGAGCGUGAACCUCCCAUCCGAGCCCGCCCCCAUUCUACCACCCAAACCCAACAACACAGCCUCGAGCGCGCCAGCCGUAACCUCCCCGCAACACAAAGUCGUCCCCGCACUCAAAACGAGUUCUAUUCCUGCGCCCUCGACCAAGUCAAUCGUGUCCCCAACCGCCCCGGGUGACCGUAAAGACUAUAUCGCACGCCUACAGGCCGCAAAGGCCGCCAAACAAGCUGGAUCGUCCAAGCCAAUGAGCCCGGCGCAACACCCACUGCCCCCCAAGCCCAACACACCCCAGCCUGUGACUACGCCGACUGCGAAGCCGCCUGUGACUGACGAGCAAAGGGCUCGAAACACUGAAUUGAUCAAGCAGCGGCUGGAGGCGAUCAAGGCGAAGCAAAAGGCGCCGAGUGGCGUCAGCAACGGUGCCGUACAACGAGGAGAGCAAACCCAAGCUGCAGAACAGGCUCCAAGCAGUGUCACUAGCCCUACGACCCAGAACUAUGCCCCGACUUUCUCCGGAAUUCCUGGCCUUUUUAUGAAUAAUACUCCAGCCUCUAGUACUGCCGCUCUUGCCGCAUCUCAGCCCUCGCCCUCUGUGUCUCAGAAACUGCCUAUCUCAAAGGCCGAGGUAUCGACUUCGCGGGAAUCCACCACGCCCUAUACCCGCCCCUUGGGCCAGUCUACUCAAGACGACGAUUCCAUGAUAAUAGAAGUUAGUGAGGAUGAAUCCAAUGGGAGCGACAUGGACAUUGAGGACGACCAACCAGCUCCCCAAACUGUUCAAACGCCUCGUCGAAAUCUGCUUCACUUUGCUCAUUAUGCUGGAUCUGCAGCACCCGCUACUCCAGCGGAUAGUACCUCUGGGGUGCAAACACCCAGCACUCUUGCACGGGAAAAGGAGUUGGUGGACAAAGAGAAGCAGCUUGUGGCUAUGCGAGAAACACUCAAGAAGAAGCUUGCGGAAAAACGGGAGAGAGACAGGUUAGCUUCUGCUGCCGUAGCCUCCUCACCCUCGGUACAGAAGCCUUCUACGCCAGUCUUGCACCCCCAGGGCCAGACACCAUCUAAACUUCCAACACCAAUGAUGGAUUCAUCUUCGGUGUCACCUCGUUCCGUGGAUCCAGCACGAUCCAGCACCCCUGGCGGCAAGGGCACUGCGCAAUCUCGUCGUGCUGAAAUCCAAUCCAGACUGCCCACUUUGGACGCUGAGAUUGCAAGCAACACGAGCAGGAUGGCUGAGCUGACCAAGGAAUUGGAGAAAUUGACGGCACUGAACAACAGGAUUGCCAAGGACAAGGAACAGUUGACGAAAGAGCUGGAGAGUCUUGGUGUUGACACAGAGGGCAUGUCUCAUGCACAACUACGUGCUAAGAAAGAUGAGAUUGAGCGCGAACAGUCGCCGGCACCUAAUGUCUCACCCGAGAAUGCGGAUCGUGCCCCUCAGUCCGCUGGAAUUGCCCCUCCUCAAACUGUGCAAACAUCGUUCGAAAAUGCAAGUUCGAGCGGGAGAGGAAUUGCAAAAACCGGCUUGCCUGGUCUGCAGUCAGCUUCAAACCAGCAUCCCCAGGGACACGUCACUCUUCCGGGUCUUGAACAUAUUACACCCCAAGCUCAGCCGCAAUCUGCUACGAACCAUCUCGGUCCGUCCCAAGGAUCAGGAAUGAUGUCGAGUAUAAACGGUACUAUUCAGACAGCCGAAGAACAGUUGCGACAUGAGCAGGACACCAAUGUUGCACAACCGCCAUCUGGUGUGCAAGGAGUGACCAAAGACGGUACUGGAGCAGCUAAUGCGGACAGUCCAACAGACUCAUCGGACAGGGACAUGGACGAGGACUUUUACAGCACCCAACCCCCGGUUGAAAAGGAGUCCGUUAUCCCAUCUGCUGGUCCCACCGCAGACACCAAUGGUGCCCAGUCUGUGACUCAAUCUGCCGCCACACCUUCUCCAUCAGAAGGAGAGACCGAAAUGUCUGUUUCAGAAGGCGAAGGCGGCAAGGAAGAGGAAGAAGAAGAGUAUGAACCGGAGUAUGAGCCAGAAGAACCCACAGUGGCCGAGAACAUGUCGGCAGAACAAACACAAAAGGUCCAGCCCGAAGUCGCACCGUCUGCAUCCACAUCACAUGUCUCCGCAGAAGGAGAAGAAGCCUACGAACCACCCACUGCUGAUCAAGAUAUGACUGAUGCUCCAAAUGAAGAGGUUGCUACACAGGACAGUGGUGCUCAAGCAGGCCAGGCUGAGCCGGAAGAUGGUGCUAUGGAUAUUGCUACGUCAUCUGACGAAAGCUCAGAUGAUUCCGAUUCCGAUGAUGAAUCCGAUUCAGGCUCUGAAGUCGAGGACACAAUUUCGGGACACAACUUCCCCCACCAAGACACGAACAUUGCUGAUGAUCUAGCACCCGAACUGCAGUCCAGAACGACGGUGGCGGUCGCUGCGCAACCGGUACCUGAGCCCGAGGAACAGGACGAGCAGAUUGCGUUCAAGCCGUACCAAAGCCCGCUUCGCAUGUUCAAAUCAUAUCGCUAUCACCCACACUUUACCCAAGACGUACCUGGAGGUUUCUUGUCGUUGACUUUUAGUCACCAGAUAGAUGCCAUGAAGCCAUUCUGCCAAUACGAGUCGGCGGGUGGUGCUUGCAAUGACCCUGAAUGCCCUGACCAGCAUUUCAGGGACGCAACUAUUACUGGUGAUAAGCUGCUUGUCCAGCUCGGAACGGCAAACCCUGGCAAGACGUCCGAGGAAAAGCAGAGGUGGAAUGACGGUCUCCGCGGCGUACUGAAGGAGCUCCGUCAGAAGAAUAUCAAAGAUCCCAACGGUAUUGCCGAAGAGAUAGCGCGAUAUCGGCGUCAAUUUCUCAAUGACGACACACGAGUCGUCAACUUGUGA
Molecule: messenger RNA, 3654 nt
Organism: Exserohilum turcica Et28A
Lineage: Eukaryota; Fungi; Ascomycota; Dothideomycetes; Pleosporales; Pleosporaceae
Exons: 4
Coding region: 1-3654 (1217 amino acids)
Cellular component (GO): nucleus; exosome (RNase complex)
Source: RefSeq, a predicted model, not a curated record